Apodemus sylvaticus (European woodmouse) is the source of this 1980-nucleotide messenger RNA. RefSeq lists its product as uncharacterized. The record is from RefSeq and is a predicted model, not a curated record. Bases 137 to 760 code for a protein of 207 amino acids. Gene Ontology annotation, molecular function: ubiquitin conjugating enzyme activity. Gene Ontology annotation, biological process: DNA repair; proteasome-mediated ubiquitin-dependent protein catabolic process; protein polyubiquitination. Lineage: Eukaryota; Metazoa; Chordata; Mammalia; Rodentia; Muridae. The transcript has 9 exons.
AAGAAACUGAAACCCCAAAUUGUCACUACAGACAUGAAGAGAUCAAGGAACACUACAGGUCAGGGUAAAUGAGAAGCAUUCCAGAUCAACAGAAGAGAUUCUUGUGUCCUAUAGACCAAAGAAAGAAUCAGCAAGAAUGCCCAGGGUGAAUGAUGGAUUGCAGAGCCUGGCUGGGUGGGUGAUUAUACUCGAGAAUGCACUUAAUUACAAGCUUUAUGUGUCUAGCAUCCAUUCAGCCUAUGUCCUCUUCACUGCACCUAACAUCAUCUAUGGAAUUUCAUUUGCAGGUUUUGAACUCAACAAAAAUCCAGUGGAAGGCUUUUUAGCAGGUUUAAUAGACGACAAUGAUCUCUAUUGUUGGGAAGACCUUAUUAUUGGUCCUCCAGAUACACUUUAUGAAGGUGGUGUUUUUAAGGCUUAUCUCAUUUUCCCAAAAGAUUAUCCCCUCUGGCCUCCUAAAAUGAAAUUCAUUACAGAUAUUUGGCCCCCAAAUGGCAAGCUUCCUCUGAUUUGGAACAAAAUAAAAACAGGCUGGUCUUCCCUUGUACCUGACACAGGCAAAUUGAGCUGGCCCAGACAGCAGAGCUCUGUAAGGCAUGUUGAUAUUGAUUGCUUCUUUGUCUCAGGGGCUAUAAGAAAUAUAACAGAUCUCAAAGGAAAAACAGUGGCUCUGUCAGCAACCAUGGCACAGGAAGGUCACCUUUUCAUCGUGGUGCUAACAUCCAACUGGGGUGGCAGUAUUACCAAAAUAAAAUCCUGAAAGAAGAAGCAGAUCAUGCUGACCCAGAAAGUGGAGAUCUGAUUGCUGAGAUUAAAGGCUUGAGCCACCAUGAUUAUCUGUAAUAAAGUGAGGUGUUAGAGCCUGUGGCCUAGUGAAGUGAACAUCGGGGCUGGGCGAGUAUGGACUCAGAGAUGACCAACUCUGUGUGUGUGCUACACUCAGUUCUCUCCUUCCAGCCAGGGAUGAGUCUUAGGCUCACAGAUUUGUGAAUAUGAGCUUGCUUUGUUGCGUCCAACAUAACAUGUUUUCUGAUUAGUUUUUUCCUGCAUGCUUGCUUCCUUGGUGUGGUUUCGCUUUCUAUCUGUGCUGGAUUCCUAACCUGCACUGGGGAAUCAGAAGCAAGGUCAGAGUCAAAGUCUUUUUGAUAAAGAACCAGGAAUACAUACCAGCACAUCUGGGCUGACUGUCCUUCUUCCCAAGGGAUGGAUCAAUCUCAGAGAAGAUGGUCCUUCCUCUUGAUCUACAGGUAGUACCCUAAAUAUGGUGCAGCCCAUUUUCCUUCUUGCACUGUACACUUAAUAACAUUAAGUAAAUUAAAGAAUGAACUUUCCAGUUAUAUAUUUGUUCAAGCUAGUUAAAUUCAACCUCAAUACCUAUACCUGCCACACACACCUAACUACAUCUCCCAUGUAUGUGUGAGGGGGGUUGCCAUGUCUGUUGGUCUGCAAACUAUUUGAGAAAGCUUGGUGGCCACAGAGGCUAUGAGAAGGGUGUCAGUUGGCCUGGGAAUAGAAGAGCAGCCAGUGCUCUUAAAUUCUGAGCUAUGUCUUUCCAGUGGACAGUUUUCAGCAUGAAAUCAGUCAUAAUUUUAGUGUGAAUAUAUUACAACUCAUUGUCCUUUAAUAUAUGUAAGAAUAACUAGUUUUGAUGAUGGUUCACUUUUCUUAACCUUGAUAGUCAAACUAGGACAGACUUGCACACUACCUAACUAUUGGGGAGAUAAUUGAUGUGGAGAAAAGGAACUUGUCUAGUCAGUAAAGUGUUGCUGUUUUUUUGGGGGGGUUAAUAAUAGAAAUUGUAUUUUGUCUAUAUAUUUUAUUACAAGUUCUUGUUUUGAUUCUCAUUUUAUUUCAAGGGUACUCUCUAGAUCAGUAGAGCCUCCUUACAAGUCACCACAUGUAAAUUGGAUUUACAUCCCUAUCAUCUAGAGGAUAGCAAGCACAGAGAACAGCAAAGACAAAAAAGAAAGGACAAAGAAC